CAAGACAACAGAGGUUCAGUUUAUCCAGUUAUCUUGAAUGGUUGUGUGGAUAGAUGAAUGGUCUCACCAUUUGUGAAUCAAAUGUCUGCAUCAAAAAAUGCUGAAACUUGAAGGCAGUAUGGUAGCCGUGGAGGGAGCCUUGGGGAAACAGCUGUUUGGCAAUGGAGUUCAAAACUUCAGCAGUAAGCUGGCAUCAAAACCCCAGAUUCAAGUUCCAAGGCCAGAAACAAUAACUGUGUAUCAGACUUCAUUUUAUCUCAGAGUACCCAAAAUCUCAACCCAACACAGAGAUGCAGUAAAGUCCUGCCGUGAACUCCAUAUACAUUUGAAUUCCUUUUCUCAGACUUAUGCGAUGAGGAGGAGAAGGGCAUAUUCUCAGACUGAAACAUAUGUCUUGAUGGAACCUGGAAAGGAUGAGGAGUUUGUCUCCCAGGAAGAGUUAAAGGCCAGAUUGAAAGGUUGGCUAGAAAAUUGGCCAGGCAAGGCCCUACCCCCAGACCUUGCAAAGUUCCAAACCAUUGAUGAUGCUGUCAUGUACCUGGUAAAGGCUGUGUGUGAACUUGAAAUUGAUGGUGAUGUUGGUUCGAUCCAGUGGUACGAAGUCCGGUUGGAGUGACAUACUACACAAGAAUUUGAGCUUCACCCUAAUUGAAGCCCUUUUCAUGUCCUUGUUUGAAACAUUAAAUUGGAUGUUCCACUGCAUUAUUUUUCACGUUGGUCAAA
This is a messenger RNA of Vitis riparia (riverbank grape), 723 nucleotides long. RefSeq names its product protein CHLORORESPIRATORY REDUCTION 7, chloroplastic. Bases 98 to 616 code for a protein of 172 amino acids. Gene Ontology annotation, cellular component: chloroplast stroma. The transcript has 3 exons. The record is from RefSeq and is a predicted model, not a curated record. Lineage: Eukaryota; Viridiplantae; Streptophyta; Magnoliopsida; Vitales; Vitaceae.